GCAUAUUCCGGGGUUACAGUUUUGUUCAAUGGCUUUCAGCACCCCCACUAUAAAAACGGCUUCUAGUUAGAUACCCUGUUGUUUUUGCGCUGCGGUUACUUGCGUUUAAUCCUCAAAGGCAUGUGUAAAGUAUUAUAGAUGGUGAUUAAUUGCUUGGCUCAUUUGAUCCCGAUGUGUCGAUAUGCUGGAGAACAUGCAUGCAUUUAAAUGGCACAUUUGCAGCUAUUACUAAAGGUGUUUGUAAUUAUUUUUGAGAGACAGCAACUUUUACUCCCAUCUUCAAAAAAAAAUGGAAAUGAGAAAUCUUAUCGUCGUGCUAACAGUCCUCCUCAGCUCAGAAUAUUGUGGCGCUAUACACUGGCUCGGUCUUACAGUAAACGGUAGCUCCGUGGGUUGGAACCAGACCCAUCACUGUAAGCUGUUGGACGGGCUUGUCCCGGACCAGUUGCAGCUCUGCAGGAGGAACCUGGAGCUGAUGCAGAGCAUUGUCCACGCCGCCAAACAGACCAAACUGGCAUGCCAGAAAACCUUCUCCGAUAUGAGGUGGAACUGCUCUUCCAUCGUGCACGCGCCCCACUUCACCCCCGACCUGGAGAAAGGUACUAGAGAAUCUGCGGUGGUCUUCGCUCUCGCCUCCGCCGCAGUGAGCCACUCCAUCUCCAGAGCCUGCGCGUCGGGAGAGCUGCCGAGCUGCUCCUGCGGGCCCGCUCCUGCGGAACAGGCCGGGCCCGACUUCAGAUGGGGCGGCUGCGGGGACAACCUCCGCUACGGUCUGCAGAUGGGGUCGGCUUUCUCUGAUGCGCCCAUGAAAAAGAGCCGAUCAGGCUCGCAGGCUACAAAACUGAUGCACCUGCACAACAACGCUGUUGGUAGACAGGUUCUGAUUGAUUCUAUGGAAACCAAAUGCAAAUGCCACGGCGUGUCCGGCUCCUGCUCGGUGAAAACCUGCUGGAAGGGCCUGCAGGAUCUAAAUGAUGUCGCCGCAGACCUCAAGUCCAAAUACCUGGCAGCCACCAAAGUGAUCCACCGCCACGUCGGGACCAGGAAGCAGCUGGUCCCUCGCGAGCUGGACAUCAGGCCCGUGAGAGAGAGCGAGCUUGUGUACCUGGUCAGCUCCCCGGAUUACUGCAACGAGAACGACAAGCAAGGCUCAUACGGGACACAGGACAGGCAGUGCAACAAGACCUCCAAUGGCAGUGACAGCUGUAAUCUCAUGUGCUGUGGCCGAGGCUACAACGCUUACACAGAGAAGAUUGUGGAGCGCUGCCAGUGCAAGUACCACUGGUGCUGCUACGUCACCUGCAAGAAGUGCGAGAGGACCGUGGAGAGAUACGUGUGCAAGUAACAGGGACGAUCUCACGAGAUCGUAAAGGAGAAGCACUAUACACAGAUGUACUAAAGACUUGUUUGUAAAGACGGUUGUGUCGGCGUUAUGGCUUCUGAAGCUUUUAAUGAACGCUAAUAGACAACACUGGUGCUGCAGCGUCCACACAUCCAGGAAGGCUGGUGAAAGAGGACUGGCAAAGUGGAGCCCCAGGGGAGCAGCUUUAUUACACCCUGUGCUGGGCUCAAUAACCAUCUCCUGUGGCUGAUCAAUGUUUCACGGCCGCUCUGCCUGGACAGAUCCGUGUAUCGGUUCAGCCGAGACAAGCCAGCGCUUUGUCUUGAACGAGAAGACUGAUAUGGGUCAAAGGCUGGACGUGAUUGAUUGGGAGCAAUAGAAGGGCUGGCUCUUGCUACAGGAGUAAGAAAGCCCCUCUUGAAAUGGGGAAGGGGGCUGAAUGGAAACAAUGACCUGAAUUACAAAAAGCCCCCCCCCCUGAUGCUAAUAACUUUGCAAGCUUUGGGGGAUUUUUAUUUACUUUUUUAGCACCAUUACGCCACUUGUGCAAUUGUUUCUCUAACUAAACAUUUAAGAGAAACUAGCCCUAAUGGAGAACCAUGUCGCUGUUUACUGGGCAAUGCAUCCAUCUUAAAGAUGACCAUAAAUAAGUGAAAUAAAUGUGCUGUUGUAAAAUCCAAAGAAUGUUGAACAGUUACCAAGUUUAAAUUAUUUGUGUAACUUUAGUGCUCAGUACUUGUACUGUUAACUGUAUAUUGUUUUAUAAAUCAGAUCCUAUAGUAAAAAAAAAACUGAAGUGUGAAAAACAAGAGUUGUUAUUUUCUAAUAAAUAUUUGUUUUAUAUAAUCUUGUCGAGUUACAGGGGGGGGGGAAUGCUAAAAUUACUUAAUAUACAUUUCAGUGAUUUUACCAGAAAGACCAGCCUUGGACACAAGUCAAAUCAAAUUUCCCCUGUGCUACACUACUGUAAAAUAAUGUGCCUGCUCAAAACUCUCCUGGUCACUUGUUAAACUGGCGUUCACCUCUAUAAAUCCAGGUUUUAUUGCUUCAUGCCCCCCCCCCUGGAUCGUAUUACCAGAUCGGUAUGUGAGAUAUGAAAUCUAAUACUGAAGGCUUCAUCAGUU
This is a messenger RNA of Acipenser ruthenus (sterlet), 2466 nucleotides long. Its product is annotated as protein Wnt-11b-like. The transcript has 6 exons. The record is from RefSeq and is a predicted model, not a curated record. Bases 290 to 1345 code for a protein of 351 amino acids. Lineage: Eukaryota; Metazoa; Chordata; Actinopteri; Acipenseriformes; Acipenseridae. Gene Ontology annotation, biological process: multicellular organism development; canonical Wnt signaling pathway; cell fate commitment. Gene Ontology annotation, cellular component: extracellular region. Gene Ontology annotation, molecular function: frizzled binding; cytokine activity.